Oikopleura dioica is the source of this 426-nucleotide messenger RNA. Lineage: Eukaryota; Metazoa; Chordata; Appendicularia; Copelata; Oikopleuridae. The record is from the annotation of a GenBank genome assembly.
AUGAAUCGAUACGAUUUCAUAGAAAACCAAGAAUUCGACUUUUUCGGCGUUGAAAAUGCUUGCAGACUUGAGCCAUGCGAAAACGGCGGCACCUGCGUUUUCGCUCCUGGCUUAGAGCCUCCAUAUGGAAGCUUGUGCGAGAUAGACGUGGACGAGUGUGCCCUGAAUCCGUGCCGCAACGGUGGCCAAUGCAGCGAUCGCCACAAUGGCUUUGAGUGCACCUGCGAAAAGGGCUUCGCUGGGAAAGUGUGCGAAAUCUAUGAGGACCCUUGCGAUGGAUUCGACUGCUCCCUUCACGGCUUCUGCGUCGCGGACCCCUUCCCAAAUUGCAUCUGCGACCCUGGUAAGUCCCCUGCUCCAUCGAAUUCCCACGAGUUGACAACUUUUGCGAAGGUUUCAGCGGCGAACGGUGUGAGAAGCAAUUAG